GAAAACCCCACCUCACCCGGAAAAGGAGGAACGAGGGAAACGACGGUGGAGCAAUUGUUGUGGACUGCCCGCUGUAAUCAAUUGAUUUUCUUUGGCUCUUUCGGCGAUCCCGUUAGUUACAAAGCAACCGCCACCCGAAGCAACUUUGCCGGAGGAUUUAGUCUCGUCCUGCUCACGGUAGAGAUGUCGGUGGUGCCUCCCAGUCGCUCUUCCGCCGGCUGGCCGCGCGGUGCCGUUCCGUUCGGGAACAAGUACAUCAGCGGGCCCGCUAAACCGCUCACCCUGGAGAGGACCAUCAAUCUAUACCCUCUUACCAACUACACGUUUGGCACCAAGGAGCCCCUGUACGAGAAGGACAGUUCGGUAGCAGCCCGGUUCCAGCGGAUGCGGGAGGAGUUUGAUAAAAUGGGAAUGCGAAGGACAGUGGAGGGUGUCCUCAUUGUCCAUGAACACAGACUGCCUCAUGUGUUACUUCUACAGCUGGGUACCACCUUCUUCAAACUGCCUGGUGGAGAGCUGAGUCCUGGAGAAGAUGAGGUGGAGGGCCUGAAACGCCUAAUGACCGAGAUCCUAGGGCGACAGGACGGGGUGAAGCAGGACUGGGUGAUUGACGACUGUAUUGGAAACUGGUGGCGCCCAAACUUUGAGCCUCCCCAGUACCCCUACAUUCCAGCUCACAUCACCAAGCCUAAGGAACAUAAGAAACUGUUCCUAGUCCAGCUUCAGGAAAAAGCGCUCUUUGCUGUCCCCAAGAACUAUAAACUAGUGGCCGCACCAUUGUUUGAACUAUAUGACAAUGCUCCUGGAUAUGGACCAAUCAUUUCCAGUCUACCACAGCUACUGAGCAGCUUCAGCUUUAGGCAGCAGUGUGGCACAGAGACUACAUAUAUCCACCCUGCUGACAAACCCAAAGACUUUUAAAGUGAUUUAAUAAUUCAACUUCAUCUACAACUAACUGUCAUGAACAGGAGUCCCAUCUGGCUGUCUCUGUGAGUGCAGCCCCGUUUGAGUGAAGCUUAAAGAUGACAAACAAUGCGGUGACAGAGACUCAUCUCUGGCUCAACUUUGACAGAAGAAAAACUUGUCAUGUCUGGUAUAUUGACAGUCCAUGGGGAUGUUUAUACUGUUAGAAGAAAAUUAAAAUAUCAUGUGUUUGGGGGUUUUUUUAUCAGAAAGAAACUGCUAGUUUUUGUGGUAUCUGAGUGCGUAUUCCAGUUUUCACACUUUGGUUUUAUUUUGUCUCGGGAGGUCAGCGUGUGAUUAAACAGACUUACAACAUUGAGUUUUCCUGUUGUUUUAACCUGUAACUAUGCUGUUUUUUUCUUUCUUUUUAAUAAAGCAGUCCUGUCGUGUUUUUUAUAAACUUCAAA
Molecule: messenger RNA, 1370 nt
Organism: Scophthalmus maximus (turbot)
Lineage: Eukaryota; Metazoa; Chordata; Actinopteri; Pleuronectiformes; Scophthalmidae
Gene: nudt21
Product: nudix hydrolase 21
Exons: 8
Coding region: 184-921 (245 amino acids)
Cellular component (GO): mRNA cleavage factor complex
Molecular function (GO): mRNA binding
Source: RefSeq, a predicted model, not a curated record